GUAAAUAAAACACCCGAAAUACAUGUAUAAAUUUUUCGAAACUCGUUUCAUAUUUUAACGCAAUGCCCCUGCACCAAAUGAAACCUGACCCGCGUGCUAUCCAACAAUACAAGACGAGCUCCAUCAUCCUAGCAGGCCUUGGCGUGGCCGCAGUGGGCUUCGCUGGCAAGCACCUGCUGCGCCGCAUGCCGCAGAUGACAAGCAAAUUCAACGAGGCGCUCAAGAAUCUGCCUAAAUUCGAUGCUGAGAGUAUGGCCAAUGCCAAAUACUACAAAGGCGGCUUCGAUCCCAAAAUGAAUAAGCGCGAAGCGUCCCUCAUACUAGGCGUCAGUCCCAGUGCCUCCAAGCUAAAGGUUAAGGAUGCGCAUAAAAGGAUAAUGUUACUGAAUCAUCCAGAUCGCGGCGGGUCUCCCUAUUUGGCGGCAAAAAUAAACGAGGCCAAAGAUUUUCUAGACAACGCCAAGUAAAUUAAUCAGAAUAUUGUAAAUAAAAAUGUAAAUAGCUUUAAGAAA
Molecule: messenger RNA, 512 nt
Organism: Drosophila arizonae
Lineage: Eukaryota; Metazoa; Arthropoda; Insecta; Diptera; Drosophilidae
Product: mitochondrial import inner membrane translocase subunit TIM14
Biological process (GO): protein import into mitochondrial matrix
Cellular component (GO): PAM complex, Tim23 associated import motor
Molecular function (GO): ATPase activator activity
Source: RefSeq, a predicted model, not a curated record